AUGGGCGGCGCUAGAUGGCUGUUUCUACAGCUGCUGCUUGACCACGGCUGCCGAGUGGCCUCAGCACAGGAUGAGGAAUCCACACUGGGCUUCCUGCCACUUGGACCCAUGCCGGCCGUGCCGGGUUCGGCAUGGGUGGGGACUAUGUCUUUCCACUCAUGGACUUCGUGGCAUCCGAGUCAGAGGACAUCGACCAUGAAGUUGCGCGGAUUGACGCUCAAUUGGCACGUGUUGGCGAUGCACGGCAGCAGGCGUGGCAUGGAUGAUUCCGGUCUGCCAGCAGAUAUGUAG
Molecule: messenger RNA, 291 nt
Organism: Symbiodinium necroappetens
Lineage: Eukaryota; Dinophyceae; Suessiales; Symbiodiniaceae
Source: the annotation of a GenBank genome assembly